GAAAUUCAGGCCUCAUUUGGCCCAACGAAGGAUCAAUUGAAGGAGUUUUGAGAUAUUUUGCAAUGGUCUUAAUGGCAUUAUUUUUCAAGCUUCUCUCCGCUUUUCGUAUUUUGUAUAAACAAAGCAGCAGCGCUGAGGCAAUUCAUCCUUCGUAUACGGCAGUAUCUCACGCUGAACAUAAUAAAGUUGUUGAGGUUGUCAAAGAAGACCGAGUUAAUCCUUGUUUAGAGCGUAUGGAGAGGCUUGAGGAAAUGUUCUCAGCGCUCAAAGGCAAACCUGCUGAGAUUCCUGUAGAUAAGGAGCGUGUGCUAAUGGACUCUUGGGAUAGAAUCAAAUCUAUUGAGUUUGAUCUAGAUAAAACCAAGAGA
Molecule: messenger RNA, 368 nt
Organism: Phalaenopsis equestris
Lineage: Eukaryota; Viridiplantae; Streptophyta; Magnoliopsida; Asparagales; Orchidaceae
Product: phosphatidylinositol/phosphatidylcholine transfer protein SFH13-like
Exons: 1
Source: RefSeq, a predicted model, not a curated record